Hippocampus zosterae (dwarf seahorse) is the source of this 1742-nucleotide messenger RNA. RefSeq names its product S100 calcium binding protein Z (gene s100z). Gene Ontology annotation, molecular function: calcium ion binding. The record is from RefSeq and is a predicted model, not a curated record. Gene Ontology annotation, cellular component: cytoplasm. The transcript has 7 exons. Bases 1180 to 1635 code for a protein of 151 amino acids. NCBI's taxonomy places the organism in Eukaryota, Metazoa, Chordata, Actinopteri, Syngnathiformes, Syngnathidae.
UGACAGUGCUGAAGUACUGUGUGUACCGAACUGGAUGUUUAACGCAAAUGUGGAUGUGGUUCUCCUCGUAUACAGUUGCAUAUUUUUUGGUGUCGUAACAAGCGCCUAUAUUGCCCCGAGCUUCUCGAAAACGCCAACUGUCUUUUUCCACCUGCGUCGAUGUAUGGACGUAGUUCCUCUCCUGCGAGUUUUUACUUUUUUUUUUAACUUCCUGUUUUGCUGAUUUUAAAAGCUUCUUGGGUGUAAUGGUGGGCGGCUGUGACGGGUCCGCUCGAGGCGUCUUUUGCUGCUAAAAUAAACAUGACCCUCUUACAACAGACAUACCGCUCAUAAAGCGCAAACCACGACAAACCGGUUUUGGCCGUCCCUUGUGAUGAGCCACAAAGGAGAGAGAGCGGCACCGGGAAUGCAGGGCCAAGCCAGGAUUCAAACUUGCUUUCAUUUGCUGCUUUAAUUGUUAUUGUUUUUAAAACCCUAUGAAGGGAAAUCAAGAGGUUUCUACAAUACAACAGAAUGCAUUUUACGCAACUGCUGCAGCUGUCACGAAGCGCUUUAAAGCACGUUUGUUUCGCAACGCAUGACAUGUAAGAUAAAUGCAGAAGAGUUGCAGACUCAGAAUUAUGAAGCACUGAUUUGUGGAGAUAUAGCAUUUACGUGUUUUUCAGCAUUUCAGCUUCCUUCUUUAAGGUGCGGCUGAAAACUGGCGGAGUGACACAAUUUGGAACGGGAUAUAAAUUGCCUCGAAGCAACUUGAUAAAAACUUUCGGCGCCUUUGUUUGAAUCAGUGAUGUCACAAUUGCGACUUACUUACAGCGCAGCCGCAGAGCCAUUAGUAUUGCAAGCCGUGCGUCCCGACCCGGGACUGCUGCUAAAAGACCACCAUUCAUGCACGACCGGGGAGCCGGCGAGGAAAGAGAAUGAGCGAGCGUGGCCGAGAUCACACACAACAUGCCACCCCGCUGAGAUUCGCUCAUUGAAAAGACACAGCGGUAAAUCUCAAGAAGCCCUGCUUGAAAGGACACAGGAAGUCAGCCAUUUUGGAUCAAGACUGAGGAACCUUGAUUCUCUGAGAGGGUUCAAAUCCUCCAAGUCACUUAGAGCAGGGACUCACCUAUGUGACUCACCUCACAUCCUGCGAUCAUUGCAAUAUCAACCCCCAAUCACACGGGAGAGCAUGGAAUGAUUGAACACCGAGAUGGAGAAGGCGCACGCGGCUGGAAAGGAAGAUGGUCGCCAUGGAUGCUCUCGCCUGUGGAAUUAAUUACCCCGUCGGGCGGACCCCUCCAGCUGUCAACGCCAACUCCCCCCAUUUGUGGUUCCCUUCCUGACAAACAAAUGCCGAGUCAGCUGGAGGGCGCCAUGGACGCGCUGAUCGCCGUCUUUUACAACUACUCGGGCCAUGACGGAGACAAGUAUAAGCUGAAUAAGGGGGAGCUCAAGCAGCUGCUGCACACCGAGCUCACGGACUUCCUCACGUCGCAGAAGGACCCACUGCUGGUGGAGAAGAUCAUGAGUGACCUGGACUCCAACAAAGACAACGAGGUGGACUUCAAUGAGUUUGUUGUGCUGGUGGCUGCGCUCACCGUUGCCUGCAACGACUUUUUCCAAGAACAGAAUAAGAAGACCACCAAAUAGAUGUUCCCUUUUAAACCACAAUGUAUAGCUUUGUCAUUUAAAAAAAACUGAAUGUUGAUUUGCAUUGUUGUCAAUAAAUGUGAUGAUUUCCCUUUUAUUUUAAAGCA